GCUUGUUUCAUUAAAAAUUGUGUUCUAAAAUCAAAAUUCUGCAAAUUUACAACUAAAUAGAAAGUAUUGACUAAUUGCAACCACGAAUGGUCCUCCUUUGGUGCAUAUGAUAUAAAUAAAGAACAAUUUUGGAGCCCCGUGUCGACCCAGGGAUAAGCGAUAAAAUGUUAACAUGAAAGACACGUACCUAUGUCAUCUAUUGGUGUCUGCUGAUAAGAAUUCAUUAAGAUUGUGUAACAUUUGAUCAAAAUAAAUGUUGGUCCUGUCUGAUAUUUUUACACUGUCACUUGUUUCAACCUAAUCCACCUUUCUCUUUCAACAUCUUGAUCUCGCAAGCCAUAUCAAUAUAAAUUGCAAAAGGUUCUCAAGAUGAGGUAUGCCCAACUUGUCAUGGGUCCUGCUGGAAGUGGGAAGAGCACCUACUGCUCGGCGAUGCAGAAGCAUGCACAGACAGCGAAGCGGACGGUGCACGUGGUGAACCUGGACCCGGCUGCCGAGUACUUUGACUACCAGCCGACGGUGGACGUGCGCGAUCUGAUCCACCUGGACGACGCUAUGGAGGAUGAGGAGCUGCGCUUCGGACCCAACGGCGGACUCGUCUUCUGCAUCGAAUACCUGAUGAAAAACAUGAGCUGGUUGGAGGAGCAACUCGGAGAAGGUGACGACGACUACUUCCUCUUCGACUGUCCCGGCCAGAUUGAGCUCUACACCCACAUGGAUGCCAUGAAGAACAUCGUUGACGCGCUGCAGGCGCUGAACUUCCGAAUGUGCGGCGUGUUCCUGGUCGACUCGUCCUUCAUGGUCGAGGGCAGUAAGUUCAUCUCCGGCACGAUGGCAGCGCUCAGCGUAAUGGUGAACAUCAGCAUCCCGCACGUCAACGUCCUAACCAAGAUGGACCUCCUCAACGCUGAGUCCCGGAACCAGCUCGAGAGGUUCGUGGACCCGGACACGCGGCGUCUGAUGGACUCGGACGGGUCGCGCUUCUCGGAGCGGUACCGCCGGCUGACGGCCGCGCUGGCGCGCGUGGUCGACGAGUACGGCCUGGUGCAGUACCACACGCUGGACCUACACGACGAGCUGAGCAUCGGACAGCUACUGGCCGUCGUCGACAACGCCAUCCAGUACGGCGAGGACGAGGACGUGCGCACACACGAGUUCGAGAUGCCCGACCCGGACGACGGUGAGGCGGCCGACGAGCAGCUCAGCAGGUACCUGCAGGAACUGUGAGCGGCUCAGGAACUGCAAGAACCGUGAGCGGCUCAGCAGGUACCCGCAGGAACUGAAAAUUGGUCCACCAGCAUCUCAGCUGGUACCUGUUAGGACUGGUAGCUGGCUGAUUAGCGGCUCAGUAGGUCCCUGCAGGAAUUGCGAGGAUCUCAACAGGUACCUGCAGGACCAGCUAUGAGCGAUCUGCGAACAGCUCAGCAGAUGCCUUCAGAAACCGUGGGCGACCGGCGAUCUGCUAAGACAUGCGGGAGCUGUGCGCUGCGGUUGCGGCGGUGUGUGACCUGUGAUGCAGAGACGAGGCUGAGGCGCCUCGCUGACGACCGGCCAGGACUGUCACCGAAGGCGCCCUUGUGCUGUGAGAAGGAUCGGCUGGUAGACGAACAGCGCGGCGUCCAGCAGCUGGCCCGUGGAGUAGACUGUGAUUGAUAAGUGUUAGAAGGGCGGCGAGCCUCGACUGUCCCGUGACUGGCGCGCACUAGGCGGCGAGUCACUGCAGUGCCAUCCGUCGGUAUCAUCACUGUGUACAAACGCCGCGACGUUUUGUAUCUGAGUGGGACGUUUUGAUGGGACACAAUCAGUGAACAUAUAUAGUGUUAUGUAUUCGUAGCGCUUACAAGUGAAUGGACAUGAUUUAAGUGUUCACAGCUGGUUUCAAGACUUGCUUGCAUCGGUCGUUCGUCGGGCCGCCUGUCGCUGCUUGUGCUGCUGGAGGAAGCUCUGGAACGACUCCGUGUCAUCCUCAUCGUCCCGCUCUGAAAUACAAACGGAUCGUCAGUUCAAUAA
Amphibalanus amphitrite is the source of this 2010-nucleotide messenger RNA. Its product is annotated as GPN-loop GTPase 3-like. The record is from RefSeq and is a predicted model, not a curated record. Bases 370 to 1227 code for a protein of 285 amino acids. Gene Ontology annotation, molecular function: GTPase activity. Lineage: Eukaryota; Metazoa; Arthropoda; Thecostraca; Balanomorpha; Balanidae. The transcript is spliced from 5 exons.